This is a messenger RNA of Dimorphilus gyrociliatus, 3795 nucleotides long. The record is from the annotation of a GenBank genome assembly. Lineage: Eukaryota; Metazoa; Annelida; Polychaeta; Dinophilidae.
AGAAGUGACUAAGUCGUCAUUAGCAGACGCAACUUUCUUCUACCUUGAUUUACCUUCCCUGAUUAAGAGUUAUCGAGAACUCUUCUUUUUGAAGACAAUUUAUUACGAUAUCCAAAGAAAAUAAAUAUUUGAAGAGGAUUUAACGAAAAACAAGGGAUGACAGUUUAGUGCUCGUACAAAAAAAUUAUAAAACGUUUGUGAUGAGAAAAGAUGGCCUUCUUUAAGCAAUUAAAGAAUAUUUUCUCAAGAACCUCUCUACCCGAUGGGGAUAAAAAGAAGUCAACCGACCAUCCUUUUGUUAAGAAAAAUAUAAAUCCAGCAGAUACAUGGGAAAAUAUCGGCGUUUUGGGCGAUGGAGCAUAUGGCAAAGUGUAUAAAGCGAGAAAUAAAGUUUCUGGCUUACUUGCCGCUCUUAAACAAGUUGAUAUAUCAAAUGACGACGAAGUUGCAAACUGUACUAUUGAAAUUGACAUCCUGACAGAGUGUGAACAUCCUAACAUUAUUAAAUUACAUGAAGCAUUUUUUUGGGAAGAUAAACUAUGGAUGUAUAUAGAAUUUUGCGAAGGUGGGGCUGUUGAUCGUAUAAUGGUCGAUCUAGAAAAACCAUUAUCUGAACCUCAAAUUAAAUAUGUUACAAAAGAAGUAUGUAAAGCAUUGGGAUUUCUCCAUGAUAAGUUUGUCAUACAUAGAGACUUAAAAGCAGGCAAUAUUUUAUUAACCGGUGAUGGUCAAGUGAAAUUAGCGGAUUUUGGUGUUUCGGCUAAGAAUACGAGUAAAUUCAAAAGGCGAGAUUCAUUCAUAGGAACCCCUUAUUGGAUGGCCCCAGAAGUUAGCAGGUGUGAAUGGGAAAGACAAGAAGCAUACACGUUCAAAGCCGAUAUAUGGAGUUUAGGUAUAACUCUUAUAGAAAUGGCUGAAAUAGAACCUCCGAAUCACGAACUUAAUCCGGGAAGAGUUGCCCUACGCGUUCAAAAAGCUGACCCUCCGAAACUACAAAGUAGAAGAAAGUGGUCUACGGACUUUCACGAUUUUAUUUCAAAAUGCCUCGUAAAAGAUCCAGAUUUAAGACCUGAAUGUUCCGAGUUAUUCGAGCAUCCGUUCCUUAAAAGCGUUCAAGAUAAUAGAGACAUAAGGAUGCUCAUCGAAGAAUCAAAAGCAGAAGUGGAAAUUGAAGCCAAAGAUAUGGAAGACACUGAAGUUAAGGAUGAGGCUAUGAGUGAAGACAGUAAUUCCAUCGAUGAUAAUCCCAACAUUGAUAAUUCUAGUCAAGAUAAUAUUAGUAUGAAAUCAGCUGUUAGCGAACAAGGCCCCAAGACCCCUCUAACUCCGGUUGUAACGUUGGAGGAUAUCAAAAAAAUUGAAGAGAAACAGGACAAGAAGGAAGAAAUAAAAACGGAUACAAAAAAAGACAAUGCCGAACAAAAGAUUAACGAGAAAAAAGUGGAAAAGAAAAGCGAAGAGAAAGAGCUUCCUGAUCCUACUAGUCAACAAAAGACUCAUAAUAGAAUUGAGGAGAUUGAGGAGAAAAAGACUGAGGUGAUUUGUUCUUUAUCUGAAUCUCAACCACCAAACGAUCAAAUAAUAGAUUUAGUUGCUAAAAAGGAGCAAACGUCUGGUGAUUGCCUUAUUUUAGACUCUAAUUUAACUAACAAUAAUGAAUCAGUGGAUAAUCUUAGUUAUGGUUCAAAGCCAAAAGAUCGUCUAAAGGACGAGUUAUCGGACACUAUACUGCUAGAUAUUAUCGACGACGUCAUCAAAUCUGAAGCUACAACACCAUCUGUUCCCGAAGCUGUAUUUUUGACAAUAAAAGAAUAUACGAAGAAAGAAAAAGAGAACUUACAAAAUCAAAAUAAAGAUGAUAAAGCGAUUGAUACAAGUGUUCCUUCGGCAACCGAUAUCAUUAAGCGUCUUAAUUCUCAAACAUCCCUUAAAGAAGGAGAAAGGGAGAGAAAGAAGUUGAAAAAUGAAAAUAGAAAAGAUGAACUCAGGGAUUCAUCACAUUCCGCAGGAAGUGGUACUACUGAUAACAAUGUUGAGAAGGCACGAAGAAGUGCCAGUCCUAAAUCAAUAGAGUUGAUGGAAACAGUGGCCACAAAUAAUAAAACGACUCUGGACAAAAAACUUUCUGGAGAAAUUACUAUUAAUGGUAAAGUUGUACCUGUGGAGCCCAAAACUGAAGACAUCAAUGAUAACAAAACAACUCAGCACGAAUUAAUCAAACAGCAACUUGAAAGGAAAAUUGGUCUUUCGAAGAAAGAUACGCCAGCACCAGCACCAGCACCAGCAUCAACAUCAGCAUCAGCAUCAACACCAACACCAACACCAACACCAAUACCGGUGCCGAUAAAAGCCGAUGAACCUAAAUAUAUUCAGAGAACGAAUAACGAUCGACCUAAAACACUUGGUAAUGGCGUGUCAGCUGCAAAAGGCAAAUCUUCACCUAUCAAAAGCGAAAUUGGCACUUCUCCAACUGUUCAAGAAGAGCAUGCGGCGGCCACUCUAAGUAGACAAGAGAAUAAGUCGCAUUACCGCACUUUAACAAAAACAAGGAAAUUUGUUGUUGACGGUAUUCCUGUGACUUCUCAAAGUUCAAGAAUAGUUUUAAGUGGAGAUGAAGAUAAAAAGAGGCUAGAUUAUGAAAAAUGGAGAGAAAACUUACGAGAGAUGAAGAAACUUCAUCAAAUCGAAAAUCGAGAACAUCAAGAAAUAGUGACUAAAGCUGAGAUAGCGCGAAAAGAACAAUUGAAAAGAUUUAGUGCAGAAAUGGAGGUGCUCUUAGAAAGUUAUCAUAAUGAUAUAAAUAUAUUGAAAGGACAGCACCAAGAGCUAAUGUCAAAAUCACGUAAAACAGGUGAGAUAGAUGUGGCAAAUAUGUCGAAGAGAAUACAAAAAGAUCAGGAGAAAAAGCUUAAAGAGUUUAAAAAUACGUUGAAAAAAGAUUUAAAAUUGAAAUAUGGUAGUCAUGGAAAAGGCAUGGAAAUGAGAAGAGAGGAGGAGGAAAGAAGAUUCAGAGAAGCACAAACUGAGGAAAGAAAUAAAGAAUUGAAAAGACUACACGACAAUCAUAAAGAAAAACAAGCCCUAAUUGCUCGUCAGCACCUACAAGAACAACAUAAAUUGCUUAGAGCGAGAGAGGCCGCAAUUUGGGGAGUGGAAGAGAGUCAAUUGCUCGAAAAACACGCUAUGAAAAAGAGGCAAAUGGCCGAUAUGUUCCAAUUGAAAAGGCAACAGACACAACACCGACAUGAGAAGGAAAAAGAACAAAUGAAAUCGUUAAUUAGUAGGAAAGAGGAAGAAAUGCUGAAACGACAUAAAAUUGAAAACAAUCGCUUUCCAAAAGUUCAGAGAGAAGAGAUGAAAACUAGACAAUUAAUGUAUAGGCGAAGUUUAAAAAUCGAUUAUCCAAAUAUGUCAUUAGAGGAAGAAAGAGAUAAAUUAAGGGAGUUUGACGACCAGGAACAAGCUCGAUUUGCGCAAAAUAAAUUAAGACAAGAAUUAAAGCAUAAGAAACAAUGGGAUGAUUUAAUAAAGAAAAAUGACUCAGCCAUGAAUGAAUUAAUAGAUAUACAGAAGGAAAAAACGAGGACAAUUAUUGAUGUUGAAGAGUCUAAAAAGCUAGAGUUAAAUAAAGUACUAACAGCUGAGAUUCAAGCUUGGAAAGAUAAUCUUAAACCGAGGAAAAAGGAACUGGAAGAAAAAUUUGCAAAGCAAUUAGUAGAAUUGGAUCACUUUUAUAGAAAUGAUUUACCUGCAUCUCAUGCAGUUGGAGAGAUGGAAUUAGCAACCGCAAUGUAG